Messenger RNA from Stylophora pistillata, 2791 nucleotides. Its product is annotated as thiol S-methyltransferase TMT1A. The record is from RefSeq and is a predicted model, not a curated record. Gene Ontology annotation, molecular function: S-adenosylmethionine-dependent methyltransferase activity. NCBI's taxonomy places the organism in Eukaryota, Metazoa, Cnidaria, Anthozoa, Scleractinia, Pocilloporidae.
CACAGCUUGUCGAUUCAUAGCCCCCUGAUGAAUUCACCGCCAGAUAUAACCUCCAGAUCUACAUGUCUUCAAAACGCGCUAAAAGUGUUUUCAAGUAGUCUUAUACCUACGUUACUUUGGCAGCCAUGCAACAGAAAUACAGUAAAUGCACUUGUUCUUACAGUUUUCCUGAAAUGAUUGUUAUCUCAGAAAUUUGCUGAAUUUACGUUUUCAAUAGAUUUGCACCACCUCUGGGCCGGUAUUUCGCUCAAUUUUCCGAAUAGCUGCUAGCUUAACGCCUGCUUCGGUAAAAAUCUCUUGCCAUGAUUGUAAGACGUGCCGUAAAACUUAAUUUCCGGCGUAUACCAGAAAUGUAUAGAUUCCUUGAGAUAAUUCGAGGUAAGGCUGUUAAUUUUUGGCGAUAUUAAUCCGCGUAUUAACUGAUCACCCGUCGAUGGAAAAGAGAAGCUGCGAAAUUAGCCAAAGGUAUUCAAUAUUGCGUGACUAAUAUGAAAACCCCGGGAGACGAACUGAAUGACAAGGUACAUUGCGUAACAAAAAUACCCCUAAAAUGAAUGCCACUGCAUAGUUUCGCAACAAAAAAGAAGCGUGAACAGUCAGCUAAAGAUCUUGUUGUAGCGUCAUAAGAUUGCAUGCGUUUAACCUUCCGGUGUAGUAAGAAAACACCACGCAGAAGCAUUCAUCACCUUGUCAGAUUGAAUUAUUCUUCGAGAUUGACACCUGCGUCAAAGAUUGACUGUCCUUUGUCCAGUGGUAGACGUCCUCAAUCUGUCUACAAGCGACGCCAGCUGACAACAAGAAGUCACGCUUUUCCUAGUUUCUUUGACUCCGGCGGUCUAUCGCGAUCAUGAUAGUACUCGGCAUUUGUGCGGUCGUAAUCGUGGUUUUUGCGAUAACUGCAGCGAUGAGCGACAAGCUUCGUGAAGCCGUAAUAUCAUCGAAAACCUACAAGAAAGGUUUUGCCGUCCAUAUGAACUUAUUCAGUCGCAUUCACAACAGCGCCGUCAGAAAACACAAAGAGGACAUUUUCGAGAAACUGAAACCAUGCGCGGAAAGUGUUGGAGGUGGCGAUAUUUUGGAGAUCGGAGCAGGAACCGGGGCAAAUUUUGAGUUUUUCCCCGAGGGAAGCUCUAUCAUAGCACUUGAACCAAAUCGUCACAUGGUACCAUACUUGCAGGAAAACGCUCAAAAGUUUCCGCAUGUGCAGCUCAAGGAAAUCGUUCUAGGAUUUGCCGAAAAAAUGGAAGGGAUUCCAGAUGAAUCUGUCGCCGCUGUUGUAUGCACCUUGACACUGUGUUCAGUGAGUGACGUAGACACAACUUUGUCAGAAAUCAAGAGAGUUCUGAAACCUGGAGGUUAUUUUUACUUCUUGGAGCAUGUAGCAGAUGAAACAGAAACAUGGAGGAACUCCCUGCAGCGAAGAUUUGACAAGCAGUGGAAAUAUCUCAGCGACGGAUGCUCUUGCAGUAGAGAAACAUGGACCCACCUGGACAAUGCCGGCUUCAGUACCGUGUCUUAUAAAAAAUUCGACCUAAAAGAACUUAUUGUGCUUUGUUACCUUAUGCGGCCUCACCUAGCUGGGUAUGCCAUUAAAUGAGGUGGCACACAUGGGGUGUGUUGCCCCACGCAAAGUUGGGUGAGUAACGCGCGACCCUCAACAAGACAAACCCUUUGACAUCCACACCAGGGAGAGGUUUCUUUUGGUUCACUAUGUUUUAUCGCUUUUUCACCCCUAGGGAGGGUGCCCCAAACAAAUAUUGACACGAGGUGAUCGUGAUUUUGACCGUAGACUACUCUGAGAACUCGCACUUUGUGUCUUCUCAGACAAUUCGCUCACCAUUAGUGCUUUUUCUCAGUCUUCAUUGGCAUUAACAUAAGACAAAAGGGUUUAAGAAUUUAUCUUACGAACCGUUAGUAGUAUUUUGGUAUCUAAAAUUCACUGAAGAAAACCUCCUCCCAACUGUUGUAUAUAUUUUUAUUUCCUCUUUCCAUGGGAUGUUUUUCAGCGUAGUUUUUUUCUUUUAUCUAGCGCACGUUAAGUAUCUCAGCACACACAAUUUAACUGAUAUAACGUUGACAGUCGUAUCAAAAGGAGUUGAUCAAAGUAGAUUAUUUAUCGUACACGACACAUGUAGCCGCGUAUUUGUAAAUGGUAUGACUCAUAUUAUACUAUUACGCAUGUAGGGAGUUACGACGGGAAAAACAGAAAUACAUCGUCAGAAAUUGUACUUCCUCACCAAAGGGUUUAAUAAUUGUUUACCUUUGUACAUCAAGGCACUAAGUAUACCUCACUAUUUCAGGCGUUGUUUGUAAUCGAUGUCAUUUAAUUUAAGAGAUCAGGAUGUAGUCAUCAAAUUAUUUAUUGCAUAUUGUGAGAACGUGGUGUCAUGCGUGGCUCGCAUAAAUUAUUUUAACGAAAUGCGAGUUACAAUAGCACAGUAGUCUUAUAAUUGAACAAUUCCAAGUUAAAGUUAUAAAACUUUUUGGUAUAGAUUUGUGAGAUUUUUGCAAAUUUGCCUGAUAUAGAAGGCGUAAUUUUCUUCACCGAUUGAUACUCAAGUUACCAAUUUUUCUCUUUGAUAGCAGUUCAGUGCUAGGUUUAGGUACAUUUCGUGGAGAAUAAAUUAAUAAAACGGAAUGUUUGUAAAAAAAACAAAAUAUACUAUAAUCGUUACUGGGCAUAAUUAAGUAGUAAUCUCCUCUGGAACAGAGAGAUUCUCCUUUAAUUCAUUGUUGUCCUUAUUGCACGAAAAGGUAUACUACAUUAUCGAAAAUAAAAUUAUGAAUUCCA